CAGAACUGACAAAAAAGAAACUUAUUACUCAUUUCUCAAAAGCUCAAAUUCUUUUUCUCCUCAAAAUGGCGUGUUUUCGCUUUUCGUCAUCAGUUUUUCUGCUGUUGCUCAUUGCUUUAUCAAUUCAGGUUGAUGCACGGCAACUUCUCGACACGAAACCUGAACUUCCUAUCUUACCAAAACCUGAAUUGCCAGAGUUGCCAAAGCCUGAAGUGCCUGAAUUACCGAAACCUGAGAUGCCAAAAUUGCCAGAGUUGCCAAAACCUGUACUACCCAAGUUACCUGAGUUGCAAAAACCCGAAGUUCCAAAGGUGCCGGAAUUGCCAAAACCUGAACUCCCCAAGAUUCCUGAAUUGCCAAAACCUGAAGUCCCAAAAGUGCCGGAAUUGCCUAAACCUGAAGUCCCCAAAACUCCUGAAUUGGAAAAACCUGAAGUCCCAAAGUCGACUGAUGAAUUGGAAAAAACUGAAGUUCCAAAGGUGCCAGAAUUGCCAAAGCCAGAAGUACCCAAGAUUCCUGAACUACCAAAACCAGAAUUCCCAAAGAUGCCUGAACUUCCCAAGAUCCCUGAAAUGCCAAAACCCGAACUCCCCAAGAUUCCUGAACUGCCAAAACCCGAACUCCCCAAAAUCCCCGAUCUGCCAAAACCUGAAGCCUCAAAAAUUUCUGAAUUGCCGAAACCUGAACUUCCCAAGAUUCCCGAAUUUCCAAAACCUAAACUUCCAAAGGUGCCAGAAUUGCCCAAACCCGAACUCCCCAAGCUUCCCGAGUUCCCCAAACCAGAACUCCCAUCUCUUCCACACUUUCCGGAGCUUCCAAAGCCGACAUUGCCUACCAUACCAAUUGCUCCCAAAGACAUCAAACCACCUCAGUCAACUACUAAUACUCCUUAAAGCAAUGCUUACAUAUAGACCAUUUGAUGCUACCUCGGCGGAUUUUACAUAGCUUUCUUCAUAUUCUUCGAUAUUACUAUUGCAUCAUUUAAUACUGUUUAGCAACAGGAAUUUGCAUUGUUUGUUUGGUUUGUUAUUCUUGUAAUAUUUGUUGUAUAUUAAGAUUGUCAUUAUCAUUUAUAAUACUUCUGUUGAAUCA
Molecule: messenger RNA, 1092 nt
Organism: Mercurialis annua (annual mercury)
Lineage: Eukaryota; Viridiplantae; Streptophyta; Magnoliopsida; Malpighiales; Euphorbiaceae
Product: protein PELPK1-like
Exons: 1
Coding region: 66-893 (275 amino acids)
Source: RefSeq, a predicted model, not a curated record